AUGUCCUCACCCGAGGUAUUGCUGCUCUUUUACAUGCCAGUGAAGAGCGUGGGGACAACGUUCGACUUAUUUAGGAAGAUUGUUUAUCAAGGGAAGAGGCAUCUAAACUCAACUUGUUCUGCCAUGUGUAGCCGCUGUUUUGGAGGCUGCGCCAAUGGACCUCUCACAUCUCUGUUGGAUGAUGAAGAUGUUGAUGCGGGAUUAGAGCCCAAGAUGGCGGAAGAUGAAAGAACGGAGAUUGUGAACACCACGAUUGACCCGAAUGUGAAGUUCCUGUUGAGACUAAAGCAAGACUGUGAUGACAGACGAAGACAACAACGACAAGAGCUUGUGUUUUAUACUGUUGAUGAAACAUGGUGCCCCACAGUGUUUGACGGUUGGGCCUGUUGGGAUGCGACGCCCCCUGGUACUCGUGCCACGGUACCUUGUCCUAAAUUCGUCACAGGAUUUGAUCCAUCACGGACGGCGUAUCGCAGCUGUCUACAGAACGGAACCUGGUUCAGACAUCCUUCUACAGGACGUCCUUGGUCUAACUACACUACCUGUGUGGACCUACAUGAUCUGGCGUUCAGGGAGAUUGUCAAUAAUCUCUACAUCACUGGAUACUCAAUCUCCUUUGCUGCUCUGAUCAUCUCUCUCAUCAUAUUCUUUACAUUCAGAAGUCUACGAUGUACCAGGAUAGCUAUCCACGUCCAUCUGUUCCUCAGUUUCGCUGGUAAUGACCUCGCGUGGUUGGUCUGGUACCACAAAGUGGUUGGAAACCCUUCAGUGAUCAGUCAGAAUCUAAGCUUCUGUCAAGUGCUGCAUGUCGUCAUACAGUACCUGAUGGUGGCCAACUACUUCUGGAUGUUCUGCGAGGGUCUCCACCUUCACCUCGCCUUGGUCGUCGUCUUCGUCAAGGACAACUGGGCGAUGAGGUGGUUCUACUUCCUGGGAUGGGGCGUUCCCGUGCUCAUCACUGCUCUAUACGCCAGCGUCAGAUAUCAGACGCCCGAAGAUACCAACCAAUGCUGGAUGAACGACAGCUACACUCAGUGGAUCCUGACAGUUCCUGUGUGUCUGUCGAUGCUCGCGAGUCUAGCGUUUCUUAUCAACGUUGUUAGAGUAUUGCUCACCAAACUCCACAUCAACUCUGCCAACCCCGCUCCUAUUGGUCUACGCAAGGCGGUCCGGGCAGCGCUCAUCCUUGUUCCACUCUUCGGCAUCCACCACAUCCUCAUCCCCUUCCGUCCAGAGCCACACUCCUCGUGGGAGAAGGUGUACCAGAUAUUCUCCGCCGUCAUGGUUUCAUCACAGGGGUUUUGCGUUUCUGUGCUGUUCUGCUUCGCCAACGUUGACGUCCACAGCGCCUUCAAGGCGGUUCUUCGAAGACUAAACCGGAGAAAUGCGGCUCACGAAAACCUGACAAUGGCCACGCAGACAAGAGAGGUUGUCUGAAAAAUGGUUGUCCCCAGUCGUCUGAUGGAGGCGUUUGUCUGACAUCUACAGCGGCCUCUUGCUACACGCAGACAAGAGAGGUUGUCUGAAAAAUGGUUGUCCCCAGUCGUCUGAUGGAGGCGUUUGUCUGACAUCUACAGCGGCCUCUUGCUACAC
Molecule: messenger RNA, 1593 nt
Organism: Macrosteles quadrilineatus (aster leafhopper)
Lineage: Eukaryota; Metazoa; Arthropoda; Insecta; Hemiptera; Cicadellidae
Product: calcitonin gene-related peptide type 1 receptor-like
Exons: 10
Coding region: 1-1437 (478 amino acids)
Biological process (GO): cell surface receptor signaling pathway; adenylate cyclase-modulating G protein-coupled receptor signaling pathway
Cellular component (GO): plasma membrane
Molecular function (GO): G protein-coupled peptide receptor activity
Source: RefSeq, a predicted model, not a curated record